Pediculus humanus corporis (human body louse) is the source of this 2709-nucleotide messenger RNA. Its product is annotated as firefly luciferase, putative. The record is from RefSeq and is a predicted model, not a curated record. Lineage: Eukaryota; Metazoa; Arthropoda; Insecta; Psocodea; Pediculidae. The transcript has 14 exons. Bases 1 to 2709 code for a protein of 902 amino acids.
AUGAAUACUUACGUAUCGAGUUCGAAUGGUGGAGUUGGUGGUGUCGUUAAUUCAAUUGUCAAAGGAAAAAAGGUACAAUUGGUUACGUCACGUGACCCAGUGACGUUACAUAGAAUAUUUGAAAACACUGUCGAAAUCAACAUUCGCGAAUCCACAACGCAACAAAUCGCAUUAAUUAAAAACGAUGAAAAAAUUUUAUUUACGGAUUUGAAUAAAUUAUCAAAUAAAUUAGCGAGAGGUAUGAUUAAACGACUUCCGGUUAAUAAUACACAAAUCGGUAACGUCGAUGGCGAUAUUAUUAUUUCCGUUUGUAUGAAACCUUCAAUCGAUUUGAUAGUCACUCUACUUGCCAUAUGGAAAAUGGGAGCCGCGUAUUUACCCCUGGAUGUGGAUUUUCCGAAAAAUCGUAUAAAACACAUUUUGGAUGAAAGUAAACCCGUCAUGACGAUAACGGACGUUUCCGACGUCGGCGAUGAAUUUACGUCUAUGACAAAAUAUUCGGAAUUGAAAAAUUUUUCAUCGAAUUUUCCGGAUAAUAAUUUAUCCGAUGUCGAAAUGAUAAAACCUAACACAUCGAAAAACGAAUAUAUCGGUGCUGUUUUAUACACGUCUGGAAGCACGGGAAUACCUAAAGGUGUAAGAAUUUCACAUUUGGCAAUAUUAAAUAGAUUAAAAUGGCAAUUUCGAACAUUUCCUUAUUCCGCAACUGAAAAAAUAUGCGUUUUUAAAACGGCAUUAACAUUUGUCGAUUCCAUUUGCGAAUUGUGGGGACCGUUAUUAAACGGUCGUACCUUAUUAAUUUUAUCUAAGGAAGAAACCAAAAAUCCGGAAAAAUUAACGGAAAUAUUAAAUGAAAAUCAGGUAGAAAGGUUGGUAUUGGUACCUACACUUUUACAAUCCAUUCUAAUGUUUUCCAAUAUGAAAGAAGAAGAUUUUUUACCAAAAUUAAAAUUAUGGGUUUGUUCCGGGGAGACAUUGCAACCCUCGUUGGCGCGAAAAUUUUUCCAACGUUUUCAAAAUGAGAAAAUUUUAUGUAAUUUUUACGGGAGCACGGAAAUCAUGGGUGACGUCUCAUAUUACGAAAUAAGAACGGAAAGAGAUUUAGAAACCGGACAAACUGUUCCCAUAGGUAAACCCAUCGAUAAUUGCGUUCUUUACAUACUCGACGAACAUCAUCAUCCGGUUAGAGGAGGAGAAAUCGGUGAAUUAUACGUUUCCGGUUUGAAUUUAGCUUCCGGUUAUGUAAGAGGAAGAGAUCCAGAUAAAUUUUUAGAAAAUUUUGUCGAACCGGAUAUAGGUCAUUUUAAACUUUACAAAACGGGAGAUUUUGCAAGGGUUGAUAAAAAUAUAAUUUAUUACGAGGGUAGAAAAGAUCAACAGAUAAAAGUUCGAGGGCAUAGAGUCGAUUUAUCGGAAAUCGAAUCGGCAUUAUUAAAAAUCGAUGAAAUCGAUAAAUGCGUCGUGUUAACAUAUCGACCCGGACAAAUCGAUCAGACCGUCAUUUCCUACGUAAUUCUCAACAUUGAUAAUAAUAAUAAUAUAACGGAAACGGAAAUAGAAAAUAAAUUAAAAAAAUUAUUACCCUCAUACAUGAUACCGCAAAUAAUAAUAAUCGAUAAAUUUCCACUUUUAGUCAAUGGAAAAAUCGAUCGUCAAACAUUAUUAGCUAAAUAUAAAGAUGAAAAUUAUUCAUCGAAGGUGAUUGAUAAUAAUAAUAAUAAUGCAAUGGAUUUUACGGGAAUACCGGAAAAGGAUAUGGAAAAAGCAAAAAUAUUAUUCGAUGUCGUUUUAAAUGUUUUGGGUAAAAGUUUAAGGGAUUCGAUAAACGUUAAAUCGAAUUUUUAUUCGCUCGGUGGAAAUUCGAUAAAUUCCGUUAUGGCCGUUAUUAUGAUACAAAAUCGUGGAUAUAAUUUAGGUAUAGGUGAUUUUAUAUUUAGUAAAAAUUUGAAUGAAAUUAUUGAUAAAAUGAUAAAAAAAGAAAAUCAAUCCAAAGAUGAUGAUGAUAAGAUUUUAAAUGGUGGUGGGGAAGGAGGAGGAGAAGGAGAAGGAAAAAAAAAUAAUAAACAAUAUAAAUCCGUUAUGUUAAAAGAAGAACAUAAAAAUGAUGUUUUCGACAUAAUCGCAUCGAGUUUUUACGAAAAAGCAGAUUUGGAAAGACUUUUAAAUCCACCGGUUAAAUUUGAUGAUUUUAUCGAAUUGAUGAAUGUUUUAUGGCCUCAUUUAUUGGAUAAAAAUCUGUCGUUUGUCGCAAUCGAUAAAAAUGACGGAAACGUUAAAGGUGUUGCAUUAAAUUUCGAUGCAUUCGACGAACCGGAAGUAAAAAUAAAUCCAAAUAAUAAAUUAAACGUUACAUUUGAAUUUUUGGAAUAUUUAGAAAAACCGUUGAGAGAAAAAAAAUUACCAAACGGUAUAAAUAAAGUCCUACACAGUUUCAUGAUGGGUUCUAGAACAAAUUUAACACCACAAGAAACGAUAGAAAUAUUUUUUUUCAUGGAAGAUGAAAUAUUAAAAUUGGGUAAAGAAAGAAAUUUCGAAGGAAUAUUUACGACAAAUACAAAUCCUUUAACUCAACAAAUCGGAAGUGACGUAAACAAUUAUGAAACGUUAUUAGAUUAUCAAGUUAACGAAUAUGUUGCUCCGGACGGAAGUAAACCAUUUGCAACGGCUUUGGAUAGUCAGAGAACGAUCGUUUCCUGGAAAAAAAUUUAA